AGGUAUACUUGGGUGCCGCAGUUACCGCUUAUCCCCAAGAAACCCACAUUCCCCGAUCCUUUCUCUAUUUGCUUCCUUCCAAGUUCAGCUCAGGUUCUCAGGAGUUCAUGGCUACCACCAUUAAGUUAUCUGCCUCUGCCUUUCUGAUUCUCUUGUUAGCCAAUUCACUGGCUCUGAGUUCAACUACUAAGCCUAGGAUUUCAGCUUCUCCAGUAGUUUUACCAUACGCCGCCGCGCCAGAGGCCUCUUCGUUCUUCCCCAUUCCGACGGCAGAUCGACCUUUGAGCUCGACAGGCCAGGCAGAUUCAUCGGCGGUAUUGGCGCCAAGUUCCGGUGAAUUUCUCGGUAAGAAGAGUUCUGGUUCAACUAGGUUGGAUUCUGAAGCUGCCAUUGUUGGGCUCCUGCUCUGUAAUCUCUUGGUAACAAGCUUACUUGCGGCUUGAGGCUCUCCUUAUUUAGGGGAGGUUCUGGUUUCCACCUACUAAUUUCCCUUCAAUUUUAAUCCAUGUUUAGUGAGAUGCCUGCUUAAUUACGUGAUGAAACAGCUUGUCCCAUGUCCUAACCUUUGCAUCGGUAAUUUGAAUAAUAUCUCUUGCUAUG
Molecule: messenger RNA, 600 nt
Organism: Neltuma alba
Lineage: Eukaryota; Viridiplantae; Streptophyta; Magnoliopsida; Fabales; Fabaceae
Exons: 1
Coding region: 108-443 (111 amino acids)
Source: RefSeq, a predicted model, not a curated record